UAAAUAAAUUUGAAGCCGGCAAUGGAGUUAUUUAUUUUGAAGUGUGUUUACAUUAUUUUUAACCAUGUUAGCCUAAUACGAGAGAUUAAUUGCCAAUUAUGUACAGGAUUGGACAGGUGUUGCUUUGGUUACAGAUGGAAUGAACAUUUACAAAGUUGCACCAAGUGUAGUGUUGGUUUUUACGGCAACGAAUGCAGUAAGAAAUGCAAAUAUCCAUAUUACGGUGAAGAUUGUCAACACGUGUGUAAUUGUGAAUCUGAGACUUGUGACUUUACAUUUGGUUGUAAAAACGAAACAGCUACUGAUGUAUUCUUUGAAGUUGACACAAGUAACCAAACCACUAUAGAUCGGCGAAGAAUAAAUUAUGUGUCUUUUACUGAUGAGCCGAGACGGAACUUCGAAAUCUUAUUUUUGAUUUGUGCAAGUUUAUUGGGUUUCUGUCUUAUUCUAAACACUCUAUGUUUAGUGUUAUUUUUGAGGAGGAAAUACAAGAAAAAGAUCCUGAAAAAGGGAGAAGAAUACGAAGUUAUGGGGGACAUUCCCCACUAUAUUUAUAGUUCAUUAAAUACAGAGGAGGUAAAUCCAUGUCUGGAAGCAUCUGCAGUUGGACAAAUUAAACUCUUGAAGUACAAGGAUGACAAUAAGUUUUCAAUUGAAAUUAAAACAACUCCUUUUGAACUAAAUCAAACCAGCUGUAGUCUUAAUUCAGUUGGGGUUUCAAAUGAAACUACACAAAUACAAGACCGACAGAGAGAAUUUGUGCUCUCUUCUGUAAACUCAAAUCCUUAUGUGGAAGAAGCUAGCGAAGAAAACCAACAACCAAAUGAGUAUUCAUCGUUGGACAACAUUUAAUGACAUAUGCACCACAACUAGAACCUAUAUCAUAAUGUAUUAAA
Molecule: messenger RNA, 896 nt
Organism: Saccostrea echinata
Lineage: Eukaryota; Metazoa; Mollusca; Bivalvia; Ostreida; Ostreidae
Exons: 4
Coding region: 22-852 (276 amino acids)
Source: RefSeq, a predicted model, not a curated record